AAAAUUACCUUUUUCUAUAUACAAUGGUAAAUUAUGCUUGAUUAUCAAAAUAUGGGCUAGUUCUUCAAUGGAAUCUUCGUAAGGUAUCAAAAUUGAUAAUUCGAUUCCGUGUUGGUCAUUGAUGUAUGUGAAAUCUUGUUGAUCCAUUUUCAUUAGUUUUUGCCUGCUAAUUAUUAUUCUAUAUUUUUAAUUAAAUUGAUUGUUAUUAAUGUUAUUAUUCAAUUUUUCAUUACUUUUGCAGUUUUGUUUUGUUGACUUUUUUUUUGAGAACUAAAAGUUUGGUUAGGACUAGGAGGUAAAUUUCUAUUAAAGUUACCUGUAAGAUUUAGCUCUGUUCUGGAUCACGUUCCGAACCAGUUCAUUGAAUAUUUGUGCCUGGAUCAGACUGUUUCAAUUUAUAAAUCAUGUGCCUGACAGAAUUUCGGAGCAAAUCGACAAAAAAGAUGACAAAAACGAACACGGCUUUAUAAAAGAACAUUGUCGGAACCAGGAAACAAGAAGAACGGAGUAAUUCAAUAGGAGUAAUUCUGGAACUAGAAUCAGAACCGAACAAACUGACUGAUUCGAGUUGCACCGUAGUAACUAAAAAUAAAUCAGCUGUUAUCAUUCAUUUUAAGUUUCCCGAAAAGAGAAAAAUUUGACGUGUAAAUAUCCGUCUCCCUCUAAUCUAUUUAUUGCCCCAUAUGUCCAUUCCUUUUUUUAGAUUUUGUUUAGUAUUUUUCUCAAAGUAGUGAGUUUUCUUUCUAAAAAUAAAUCGAAUGCAAAAGUGAUACUUAUUUUUCUUUUGGAAAAAUGACUACUUUUCACAAAGUCGAAGUUAACAAAACGGUAUGGGAAGUACCAGUGAGGUACCAAAUGCUAUCGGCCGUUGGUUCUGGAGCAUACGGCCAAGUUUGUUCUGCCCUUGAUACACAGACCAAGAAAAAAGUAGCAAUAAAAAAAUUAGCCCGUCCCUUCCAAACUGCUGUCCAUGCAAAAAGAACUUAUCGAGAGCUAAAACUUUUGAAACAUAUGCGUCAUGAAAAUGUCAUAGGGUUACUAGAUGUGUUUUAUCCAAAACAUGAUAACAGUCAGAUCUACUUGGUAACUCAUUUAAUGGGCGCCGAUUUGAACAACAUAAUAAGAACACAAAGACUAACAGACGACCACGUUCAAUUUUUAGUUUAUCAAAUUUUAAGGGGACUCAAAUAUAUCCAUUCGGCAGGCAUUAUUCAUAGGGAUUUGAAACCGUCAAAUAUCGCAGUGAACGAAGACUGCGAACUUAAAAUCUUAGAUUUUGGACUGGCGAGGCCUACAGAAACCGAAAUGACGGGCUACGUUGCGACCAGAUGGUACAGAGCCCCAGAAAUUAUGCUAAAUUGGAUGCACUAUAAUCAAACUGUAGAUAUUUGGUCUGUUGGUUGUAUUAUGGCUGAACUUUUAACUGGAAGGACUUUGUUUCCGGGAACAGAUCACAUUCAUCAACUAAAUUUAAUAAUGGAAAUCCUUGGGACGCCUAAUGAUGAAUUUAUGAACAGAAUAACCUCUGAAAGUGCCAGAAGUUACAUAAAAUCACUUCCAGCUAUGCCCAAAAAGGACCUUUAUCAGUACUUUUCUGGAGCGAAUCCCAAAGCCAUAGAUUUACUAAGUCUUAUGUUAGAGAUUGACAGCGAUAAACGUAUAACUGCCGAACAAGCGCUGGCGCAUUCGUAUUUGGCAGCUUAUGCUGAUCCUAAUGACGAGCCUACUUCUGCGCCAUUCGAUCAGGGCGACGAAAUGAUCAAUUAUCCUGUAGAGAAAUGGAGGGACCUCGUACUUGAAGAAGUCAACACUUUCGAAUACCUCCCUAUGCCCAGCGAAGAACCCAGAGAAUAGCACAACAAAUUACUAGUGAUAAAAUUCACUACUUACAUAGUUCGAAGAGCCUAAAAAAUUAGUUAUAACGACUCAAUUGUUAGUAUUUUCUAGUAGGAAAUGGGUGCUAUUAAAUUAUGUCAAUAAUGAUACAAAUGUAACAAAGUUGGUUUGUUUUUUUUAUUUUUAAUGAGAAACUGUACAUUUUGUAAAUUUUUUAUUGAGAUAGGGGAUUGGGUAUUUGAAAGGUCACUAUUAUUUACAAUUUUUGGGCAACAAACAUUAAUGGGACUUAAACCCAUAAGAGUGAAAAAUGGUACAUAAAAGCGAAGCAAUAAUUUUCAAAAGUUUUAAUGGCUUAUCAUAUGUUUUGUGCCUUUUUUGGUCAGUAUAAAAUUUAAUUGGAACUACCAGUAAAUUUUGCAAUAAUUUCCAGUUUGAUUUAUUGAGGAAUGUUUUUGGUUUUAGCAAUUUUUGUAUAGUUUAGCAAUAAUUAUUAUUUAUUAGAUGAUUGUUUGAUGUUUGUUUUUAUUAUAAUUUUUUUUUUCUACAAUCACUUUUUAAAGUAAGUAGAUGUUUUUUUGUCAAUGUCAUAUUAAGACACUGAAAGUAAAGAAACUGACAACAAAUAUGCUGAUAUUCAAUUUGACUUAAGUGUGUUUAUAUAGUAGAAAAAUAUAAUGUAUGAUACUAGGCUUUUUUUCAGCAAACAAAUUAUUUUUAUUCACAAAAAAAUUCACAAGGAAUAGGUUAUACAUUGAAAAUUAUUAAUUGUUAAUGAAUAAGUAUUAAUAAAGACUAAUAA
Ceutorhynchus assimilis (cabbage seed weevil) is the source of this 2638-nucleotide messenger RNA. NCBI's taxonomy places the organism in Eukaryota, Metazoa, Arthropoda, Insecta, Coleoptera, Curculionidae. The record is from the annotation of a GenBank genome assembly.